AUGGGCGUCCAACCUCCCCACCAGCAUCGUCGGCGUUCUCUCACUGCUCGCAUACCUUACGCUCUCCCAGAAGCGGGCGCCUCUGCCGGCGGUCGUGCGGGUGAGCUCGGUUUGCAGCUCGGUUGGCGUGCAGCGGGCGGCGGAGAUGUCGGAGGAGGUGAGAAUGGGGAACUUCGCGUGGUGAUGGUGGUGAUGAUGUGCAUGAAGGUCGAGGCCUUGCUUGUCAGGAAUGUGAUUGCUGCCGGGGCCUGGUACGCGGCGCUGACGAAGCGGGUAAAGUUACUCGGUUAUUUGAGUCGCGACGGUGACGAUACCGGCGAUGGAGGCGGUGAAUUCUAUGUUUUUCUGGGAUGGGGAGUUGGGAUGGGGUGGGGGCUCUACCUCUCUAAGGUAGAAGCGUAUGGGUGGCUCCUAUUCCCGUCUGUGCAGGACAUCAGUAGUGAUGCUAAGCUGUCUGAAACCGAUGUGUGUCCAUCCCCGACCCCGCUUAAGUACCACAUCCUUAAACCCCAAAACCUCGACUGGAAACAACCGACCAUAUUAAGGCUGCCAACUGUCGUCAUUUUGCAGAUGCCUGGGCGGAUAUGA
Messenger RNA from Morchella importuna, 588 nucleotides. RefSeq lists its product as uncharacterized. Lineage: Eukaryota; Fungi; Ascomycota; Pezizomycetes; Pezizales; Morchellaceae. The coding region runs from base 1 to 588 and encodes 195 amino acids. The record is from RefSeq and is a predicted model, not a curated record. The transcript is spliced from 2 exons.